CCACCGACUUUGACGAUUCUCAAGUUUAGGGUUUUCGUUCUUCCCCAAAUUCUCUCUCUCUCUCUCUCAAAUCUCUUCAAAUCUUUUUACUAGCUGAUCGAUCAUGGCUAUUGAAUGCUUGAAUCAAAGUACCCUUAUCGAUCACCGGCCGAGGAAAAGGCCAAGAUGGGACGUCCAGCCCCAGGCUCAGAUAGGAAUGUUAUAUGGGCAAGAAGUUGGACUUGGAGACUUGUCAAGCUUGGUAUCAUCGAUGGCAUCUUCUUUAUACGCGAAUGGAUUGGCUCGAAAUGCCUCCCCUCCUAGGAGAGGAGAUGAUAAAGACGGUCAUUACAUGUUUGCAAUUGGAGAUAAUUUAACUUCUCGCUAUAAAAUCUACCGCAAAAUGGGCGAAGGUACCUUCGGACAGGUAUUGGANAUCAAGAUUGUUCGUUCUGAUGAUAAAUAUCGUAAGGAUGCUAUGAUUGAGAUUGAUGUCCUUCAGCGAUUGAAGGAGCAAGACAACUCUGUUAGUCGUUGUGUACAAAUACGGAACUGGUUUGACUAUCGUAAUCAUAUCUGUAUCGUAUUUGAGAAGCUUGGACCAAGCUUAUAUGAUUUUCUACGGAAAAAUGGCUAUCGCCCAUUUCCCACUGAUCUAGUUCGUGAGCUUGGCAGACAACUCUUGGAAUCCAUCACAUUUAUGCAUGAAUUGCAUCUUAUACAUACCGACUUGAAGCCUGAGAACAUUCUUUUCGUUUCUCCUGAGUACAUAAAAGUAUCCGACUACAAGGUACUUGGUGGGGUGGAUGAUUUAUGUUCUGUUCUAAGAUUACCCAAAUCUAGUGCUAUCAAGGUAAUUGAUUUUGGCAGCACAACCUAUGAUAGCCAAGACCAUAGUUAUGUUGUAUCUACAAGGCAUUAUCGGGCUCCUGAGGUUAUUCUGGGUCUUGGAUGGAGUUAUCCUUGUGAUAUAUGGAGUGUGGGUUGUAUACUCAUGGAGCUUUGUUCGGGAGAGACAUUGUUCCAGACCCAUGAGAACUUAGAACACUUGGCCAUGAUGGAGAGGGUUUUAGGUUCAUUGCCGCAACAUUUGUUAAGGAGAGCAGAUCGACGUGCUGAGAAAUACACCAGAAAAGGUCGAUUAAAUUGGCCAGAAGGUGCAUCUUCCAGGGAUAGCAUUAAGGCCGUUUCAAAGUUAGCUCGCCUUCAGAACUUGGUGAUGAAACAUGUUGACCACUCAGAGGGCGAUCUUGUCGAUUUGCUAAAAGGACUACUCAAGUAUGAACCUUCCGAACGGUUGACUGCGCAAGAAGCUUUGCAGCACCCUUUCUUUACGAGGAAACACUAAUCAGAAGGGAUGAAAUCUUGUUGAUUCGUUGUCGCAGCUGUUUUGACCCCCCUUAACCUGUACACUAGCCGUAUUGAUUUCGAAUUUGAGUUCUUUCAUUGUAUAUAUUGUGGGUUGAGAUAUAUGAAGUUUUGCCUAACUUCAUCCUUUUUGUAUACAACUGUAACAUGUUUCAAUAAAGUCAUACAUCCGUUGGAAGUGUGUAGA
Messenger RNA from Asparagus officinalis (garden asparagus), 1534 nucleotides. RefSeq names its product serine/threonine-protein kinase AFC1-like. Gene Ontology annotation, biological process: protein phosphorylation. NCBI's taxonomy places the organism in Eukaryota, Viridiplantae, Streptophyta, Magnoliopsida, Asparagales, Asparagaceae. The record is from RefSeq and is a predicted model, not a curated record. Gene Ontology annotation, cellular component: nucleus. The coding region runs from base 104 to 1327 and encodes 407 amino acids. Gene Ontology annotation, molecular function: protein kinase activity; ATP binding. The transcript is spliced from 12 exons.